GAUUAUUGAUGAAGAGCGUGUCAAGGAUGUAUCGAGUAAAAAAUUUUACGGAGAUUUUCCGAAAAUUUAAUAUAACAGACGAGGACAUGGAUUACAUGGCGAACUUGGGGUAUGGAAACGGGACAGGUGAGGACAUUGGAACAACCGACACUGAUUGUUAUUGUAAUGGGAUGGCAAGAGAUCUCGCAAUUUCCUACAAAGCUUAUCACGGCUAUGUGGCGCUUGUGGUAUGUGUGUUUGGAACAGUGGCUAAUAUCCUGAAUAUUGUGGUACUGACCCGAAAGGACAUGGCGGUUGCACCCAUUAACAGGAUUCUCACUGGCCUAGCUAGUGCAGAUAUGCUGGUCAUGGUGGAAUAUAUUCCAUUCGCCACAUAUGUGUACCUUGUUCUUCCGGAACACAAAAUGUUCCCUUACGGAUGGGCAGUCUUUGUCCUAUUUCAUAUGCACUUUGCCAACGUUUUGCAUACCAUCAGCAUCGCCCUCACCUUAACAUUGGCUGUCUGGAGGUACAUCGCGAUUAGAUUUCCACAAUAUAACCAUUCCUGGUGCACAGCUGCACGCUGUAGGCUGGCACUAUGGUGUAGUUUUCUGGUUCCCUUUAUUGCCUGCUCCCCUACUUAUCUAAUUUUCGGGAUAAAAAGGGAAAAAGAACAAGGAACAGCAGAAAUUCUUUAUCACGUGGAUGCAAAUUACUCCGGGGGUAGAAAUGGGUUUCUCUACAAUCUCAAUUUCUGGAUAAUAAGCGUGGUUGUAAAAUUAUUGCCCUGUGUCAUCCUCACGGUUAUUAGUUUUUGGCUGAUUAAGGCUCUCUACAGGGCAAAGGGAAGAAAGCAAGUGUUGAGAGGAUACAACCCCUGUGCAACAACGGCCAACGGUCUUUGCUCGCGUAGGGCGAGUAAAUCCGAAAGAAGAGCUGACAGAACCACGAGAAUGUUAGUAGCAGUGCUUUUACUUUUCUUGGUUACAGAGAUACCCCAAGGGAUUCUUGGCCUUCUCUCUGGCCUUUUGGGCGAUUGUUUCUUCAGACAUUGUUAUCACAAUUUCGGAGAGAUAAUGGACAUAUUAGCCCUCAUAAAUGGUGCCAUAAACUUCAUCUUAUACUGCUCCAUGUCACGACAGUUCCGAACAACUUUUGGACAGCUUUUCAAACCCAGGAUCAUCAAAAAGUGGCAUCCAGCUUCCCAACAAACUGAAGUACAAAGAAGUCUUUGAAGUCAAGAUUGUGAUGGAAGUCAAAUUGUGAAAUUAAGUCGUUGUAAUCAAUUAAUAAAACUUCAGUGAACGUUCUGAGGACAGCGAAGACAAUGAAGUCAUAGAAUUCACAUAAAUUACAUAGGAAUCACAAGAAAUUGUGGAAUGAAAGUUAAUUAUUGAAGUUCAUAAAAUAAAUUAAGUCAACUUUAAACGGUAGUUCCGUGUAAAAUAACACAGGCCCACAAAAAAAGUUGU
This is a messenger RNA of Belonocnema kinseyi, 1451 nucleotides long. RefSeq names its product sex peptide receptor. The record is from RefSeq and is a predicted model, not a curated record. Gene Ontology annotation, cellular component: membrane. Gene Ontology annotation, molecular function: G protein-coupled peptide receptor activity. NCBI's taxonomy places the organism in Eukaryota, Metazoa, Arthropoda, Insecta, Hymenoptera, Cynipidae. The coding region runs from base 9 to 1214 and encodes 401 amino acids. The transcript has 5 exons. Gene Ontology annotation, biological process: G protein-coupled receptor signaling pathway.